AUGCAAGAGAAGGACGAGACGGAGAACAAGCUUAAGAGGCUGCUGGCUAUGGCAAAGCGGAGUAUUGAUAAUAGUAAACAAGACCUGGUCGAGAAGGACGAGAUUAUUGAGAAAUUAAAGGUGGAACUGGCCAAGAACCAACAUACUAGACACUUGUGGUAUGUAGACACGUCUACUCGAGACCCAAAGAAGCUGCUGUACAAGGUGGCACAUGGGAACUUGCUUUGGUGUCUCGCGGAAUACGCAAAUGAGAACGAGCUGGACGACUCGAAAGAGUUGGACGAGUUGAAUGAGUUUGCGUGGCAUUGUUUCCAAACUGAAGAAGAAAUUCAGGCCUAUGCUAACCGCGCGUCUGGAGAACCUUUGGUGCUGCCGGAUUUUUCAAUGACGCCUUCUGAAGUGGAGAGUGUGAAAAAGAGUCUGAAAGAAGAAAUUGACCGCGUUCAGGAAGAGUUCCGUCGUUAUCGUGUUCGGUCGGAGAUCACACGAAAGCAAAAGGACGCUGAGAUCCGAAAGAUAAGCGCCAAUGUGAUGGCGAAGCAGACAGAGCAGAUAUUGGAGACGGAUGUUGCAGGAGAACUGCAAUCGUCAAAGGCGCAAAUUCGCCGGCUUACGAAAGCUCAAGCGGAAGCCGAGGAGCGGGAAUCCAGUUUGCGACGAAAAUUUGAAAAGCUUAUGAAAGAUUACGAGAAACUCAGCGGUACGAUGGGCGAGACGGUUCUUGCGAUGGAAUGGAGAGAGAGGUAUGAACAGUCUGCUCGCGAGAAGGAAGAGUUAGAAAAUAAACUAGAGGAGUUGAGUCUAGUGACGAAUGGUGCGUUUGACAAGAGUAACGCCAGAGGCAAAGGUGAUCUGCAAUUACUGCGACAGGAGUUUGCGCAAUACCGAAAGAGCGCACUGAAUGCUGUGGAGCAGAAAGAGAAGGAAUUGCACGACAUUCAAGCGCAUUACCACGACAAUGACGGUGGAAGCGGCAACGUUAGUCGUACCAACAGUGCCAAGGACAUGCUUUUUCGUCGUAUGAGCUUAGAGUCUAAUAGCAGUUUAGCGGGUUUCGAGACUCCAAACUCAACAAAGACAAACGAGUAUUUGAAGAAUAUAGUGUACAAGUACAUGUCCUCGGACCAAGACGAGGCCAAAGAGCACAUGGAGAAGGCCAUUGCGACCGUUCUUAAAUUUACACCAGCACAAGUUGCUUCCAUUCAGGAAAAACGCAAGCAGCAGGGCUGGUUGUGGUAA
Messenger RNA from Peronospora farinosa, 1239 nucleotides. Lineage: Eukaryota; Oomycota; Peronosporomycetes; Peronosporales; Peronosporaceae. The record is from the annotation of a GenBank genome assembly.